GAAUUUGUAAAGAAGCGGUUCUCGUAAUUUUUCUUCGGAAGUUGUCAAAGAACCGGCAGAUCCUCGCUGCUCUUGCAUUCGCUCACUACGGUAACACUCUAUCAUCUCCAUCUCUGUUUUGAAUUCGAGAUUCGAACUCAAAGAUUUCGUUUUGGAGGAUUGCAAUCUUUUCAAUCAAAAAAAAAAAGUAAAAAGAUUGUAAAAUUGAUCGUUGAUUGGGUGCGGAUGAUCUUUGGUCUUCUUGAGCUUAACUUGGGUUGACAUCAGUUUACUGUUUUAAGAGAUGAAAACCCACAAGGCAUAUAACUUUUCUAGGGUUUAGGGUAAUUAUAUUUUAGGAUCAAUCUUCUCGAAAAGGAAGAAAAAUUGAAGCUUGCUAUGUCUCUUUACCUUGAGAUAUGAGAAUCACAGGUCAAAUUAUGUUCUUGAUAGAUUCAGUUGUUGAGUUCAUGUGUGGUGUUGGAAGAAGUCAAAACUCUAGUUCUAGAUAUAAGCUUGAAAUUUGGACAUGAUUUUGUAGAUGUAAGCUUGAAAAUGGUUUAGGAGAGAUGUUACUAGAUGCUUCCUUAUGCCUUCUCUGAGACUUUAACAUUUUGUUGACACUUUUGUUCUUUUUUAUCUACAUCUUUUGAAUCAUUUGUUUAAAGCUUUUGCUUAACUCAAAAGUAAUUUGUCUCAGCUUUUGCUUAAUGGUGCCUUUUUCCUCUGGCAAACAGAUCUCAGACUACAGUUACCAAGAUGGUGUACGAAAUAACUGAGCAAAAAAAAGUUGGGUUGGGCCUCAUUGGUUUUGGUUUAUCCUUUACGUUUCUCGGAGUCAUCUUGUACUUUGACAGAGGUUUGCUCGCUCUAGGAAACUUAUUCUGGUUGAUAGGUGUUGGCCUUUUACUUGGUUGGCAGUCGACUUGGAGAGUAUUUACAAAUGUUAAUAACUUGAGGGGGACUAUCUGUUUCGUCCUUGGACUCUUUCUAAUAUUUGUACGUUGGCCCAUUAUCGGCAUUAUCUUGGAGAUAUACGGUGUCAUUGUCCUAUUCGGCGGAUUUUGGUCAACAGUAAAGGCAUUUCUUUCCCAGAUUCCUUUUGUCGGAUGGAUAAUACAGUAUCCUCUCAUGGUUCUUGAGCAACUUGUAAGAGGUGCUCGUUGAAAAAGAUCAAUCUCAAUCUCAUGGCUCUUCAGCCGCUUAACGACAUCAAAGCCUUUCUUUCUUUUUUGGGACAUGACAGAGACUUUGCUCUGUUUUUUGUUUUUUUGGUAAACCUCACCUUUGCUCUGUUUUACAUGUCUAAUUUUGCUGUAUAUGCCAAAAUACAUUUUCCCUUAAAUUGAUUUAUCUUCUCGUUAAGCAAGUAUUUUCAACUAUAACUCCAAUCUUGUGCCAAAUUUAAUCAAAUUCAG
Arabidopsis thaliana (thale cress) is the source of this 1397-nucleotide messenger RNA. RefSeq names its product Got1/Sft2-like vescicle transport protein family. The transcript is spliced from 6 exons. The record is from RefSeq and is marked reviewed. Gene Ontology annotation, biological process: vesicle-mediated transport; endoplasmic reticulum to Golgi vesicle-mediated transport. NCBI's taxonomy places the organism in Eukaryota, Viridiplantae, Streptophyta, Magnoliopsida, Brassicales, Brassicaceae. Gene Ontology annotation, cellular component: Golgi membrane; endomembrane system; cytoplasm. Bases 739 to 1146 code for a protein of 135 amino acids.